Aspergillus calidoustus is the source of this 1593-nucleotide messenger RNA. The record is from the annotation of a GenBank genome assembly. NCBI's taxonomy places the organism in Eukaryota, Fungi, Ascomycota, Eurotiomycetes, Eurotiales, Aspergillaceae.
AUGUCCGGACUAUAUCCGCCAGGUCGCAUUGAUCGAAUCAAAUCGAGAACAGGCUGCAAAACGUGCAAGGUCCGACGCGUGAAAUGCGGGGAGGAGAAGCCAUCCUGUGUCCGUUGUAGCAGCACGGGGCGACGAUGCGACUACACAAAUACCGCCACAACAGCGCAGUCCGCUGUGGCUCGAGCCCUGCCGACAAGUUCGGCUGAGUCCAGGGAGCGGCGUGCUUUUGAGUACUACUAUUUCUCCGCUGCGCCGUCUCUCUCCGAUGCGCUGGAUCUGGAUUUCUGGCGCGGCACCGUCCUGCAAAUCUGCAGAUCUGAGCCGGCGGUAUGGGAUGCUAUUGUCGCUCUGAGCACCUUGUACGAACAUCCUCUACACCCGGGGUCGCGGGCGACGUAUCAGAUCGACGAAACCGAUCGUUUACCAUCACCUCGAUCGCGGAGCCAUCGAGAAGCUCUGACCUGGUACUCGCGAUCACUGCGCAAGAUCCAACAUCAAAUCGAUCAAGGCUUGGCCGACUACACUAUGGCACUAGUUACCUGCGUGCUCUUUUUGUGUAUUGAGAUCCUCCAAGGCAACGUCAAAGCUGCCCUGUCAUUGUACCAUCGUGGGGUACAGUUGCUGUCAUCGGCCGGAUCUGCUUCUAUAUCCCGGAUUCGAAAAGCAAUCCUACCUGUUUUCCUCCGCGUUGCAACUUCAGCUGUUGUCAUCAAUGGUGUUGAACCGGUCCUCGAUCGCCAAUACAUCGAUACUUCAGGUGAUGCUUUUACGUCCCUUUCCGACGCCCGGACGGCACUGCACAAGCUAGUCGCCGACUGGAAAAUGUUUGACUGUGACUGUGCAGCUUUGCGCCAAGUGCCGGAAGCAAGCCUACACAUACCUCGUCCUUUGCAGCACCGUCGAGAUACAUUAGAAGGAAAUCUUCUAGCGUGGUACCGGCUAUUCUGCGAAAUGCCCGAGGUCAGCAAAUCGUCUUCGCCAACUAUAGCAGAGCACCAUGGGGUGAUAGCAACACUCCAGAUGACAUACAAGAGCAUGCUCAUUCUCACCCGAACUGCGUUUUCCGCUACGGAAACCAGCUACGACGCCCACGAAGCCGACUUUGCGGAUAUAAUAUCGCGCGCCCCGACAGCCCUCGCCGCGACAGCCCGCGAAACCGGCCAGCAGCCACCAUUCACCUUUGACAUGGGCAGCGGCACUCCGUUAUUCAUCACGGCCCUCAAAUGCCGGACACCGUCUCUGCGUCGUCGGGCAUUACGCUUGUUACGUCAGGCACCGCACGUCCAGGGCAUGUACUUUUCGCAAUCGGCGUCGGACUUUCUUGCGGCGAUUGUCGCUGUUGAGGAAGGUGGAAGAGAUUGCUCGGACGAAGAACUGUCAUUCACCAGUGUGAUCGCUCGCCCGGGGAUUGUCCCAGAGGAGAGUCGGCGGAUUUUUUCUCUACAAUUGGUACCCUGGACAACGGCCGAAGGCGACAAGCGAACGGCGUUGAAGUACUCCAGGAGAGACCUAAUUGAUGGGAAGGUGCAGGUCGUCAACGACGUUGUCGUUUUACCAGCUCCGUCUCCCCACAGAGCGUUGAGCAUCCUUUGA